Messenger RNA from Cylas formicarius (sweet potato weevil), 1579 nucleotides. Its product is annotated as septin-1. The transcript has 5 exons. Gene Ontology annotation, biological process: regulation of exocytosis; cytoskeleton-dependent cytokinesis; cell division. The coding region runs from base 261 to 1319 and encodes 352 amino acids. Lineage: Eukaryota; Metazoa; Arthropoda; Insecta; Coleoptera; Brentidae. The record is from RefSeq and is a predicted model, not a curated record. Gene Ontology annotation, cellular component: microtubule cytoskeleton; septin complex; cell division site. Gene Ontology annotation, molecular function: GTPase activity; molecular adaptor activity; GTP binding.
CGGGUUGGUUUUCAUUCCGCACCAGACCACGCCUAAACCUUACCAAUCAAAACGCUGUGCUUUGUUUUCAUAAUAAUGGUGUUCGUUUAGAUUUAUGUGUUGUCCGGUGUCUUCGAAAUUCCUCGUAGUUUUCCAUUAAUUUCCUAAUUUUUCGUUUUUCCCUUGAUUUCAAUAGCAUACACUGUAAAACUUGUGAAUUAUGUCAAGCGAAUCUGUCAAAAAUUUCCAUUACAUCAAGUGCUAUUUUGUCAUUAUUUUAAAUGUAUCAUUUUAAGUUUUCAAGCAUUGAAACUCCGGGUUAUGUGGGUUUUGCGAAUUUGCCGAACCAAGUGCACAGAAAAUCGGUAAAGAAAGGGUUUGAAUUCACCCUUAUGGUCGUAGGGGAAAGCGGUUUGGGAAAAUCCACUUUAGUAAAUGCUCUAUUUCUCACUGAUUUGUAUCCAGAAAGAGUGGUACCAGAUGCCGUUGAAAAACUUAAACAAACUGUUAAAUUGGAGCCUUCCACGGUAGAAAUUGAGGAAAGGGGGGUCAAGCUUCGGUUAACUGUAGUGGACACCCCAGGCUAUGGAGAUGCCAUAGACAAUACUGACUCAUUUUCAGAAAUUAUUAGGUACAUAGAUGAGCAGUUUGAGAGAUUUUUGAGAGAUGAAUCUGGUCUAAAUAGGAAAAAUAUUAUGGAUAAUAGGAUACAUUGUUGUUUUUAUUUCAUUUCUCCAUUUGGGCAUGGAUUAAAACCUUUAGAUGUGGAGUUUAUGAAGCAGCUUCAUAACAAGGUGAAUAUAGUUCCUGUAAUUGCCAAAGCAGAUGUGUUGACCAAAAAAGAGAUGCAGAAGUUGAAGAAGAAAGUGCUCGACGAGAUCGCCGAACACGGCAUCAAAAUUUAUUCAUUGCCCGAAUGCGAUUCCGAUGAGGACGAAGAGUACAAAGAGCAAGUGCGUCAGCUAAAACAGGCGGUACCCUUCGCGGUAUGUGGCGCGAACACUCUGCUCGAGGUCAAGGGGCGGAAAGUCAGAGGUCGGUUGUACCCUUGGGGAGUGGUUGAGGUCGAGAAUCCGGACCACUGCGACUUUAUCAAGCUGCGCACCAUGUUGAUCACCCACAUGCAGGAUUUGCAGGAAAUUACGCAGCAAGUGCAUUACGAGAACUACAGGUCCGAAAGGCUGGCCAAGGGCGUACCACCUCCCAAGAGAAACACGAUUGUGGAUGAAAAAACGAAUCUAGUCAGCGAUAAAGAUAAAAUACUUCAAGAGAAGGAGGCGGAACUGAAGCGGAUGCAGGAAAUGAUCGCGGCAAUGCAAGCGAAAAUGCAGCAGCAGUAGAGCCGUCGAAAGAAUCUCUUCCACCAAGCUUUCCUUUCGAAUCGAACAUAUCCUUAACCGUUGCCUAUCGCAGAUAUAUUAUUUUUUGCUCAGAUCUUAUAUAUUUUUUCUAGGUUUAUUAUUAUGAAUUAAGCGUUCUACGCGUUAGGAGGCCAUAUUUUUUUACUUACUUAGCUCCUAAAUAGGGUUCAGUUAAGGGAACCGCAGAUUUGAUAUAUAGUCCAAAGUAUAUAUUAUAGUAUACAUUUUCUAAUUAAAUA